AUGGUAAACUACACGUUUAUAAGGCGGUUCACUCUUAUGUUGAAACGACCAAGUGGCAAAAGUGGUUGGGGACCAUAUCGUAAUAUACGAAAAGGUGAUCAUUUUGUUGGUACUGAACCACAUCCAUUGAAGUAUCAUGUGUUGCAAGAUAAGAAACCAUCUCAUAAAUAUGGAUUGCAAGGAACACAUCAUCUACUGCCGGGUACCGGAAAAGUCAGUUCAAUAUUGCCAACUCGAACAGUUCUUAAGAAAGAUAAGAUUUAUGCUUGGUGCUCGUGCGGCUACAGUGGAACUCAGCCGCUGUGUGAUGGAAGUCAUCUUCGUUACUACAUUCCAACAAAACUACGACCUGUACGAUUCAUUCCUGAUAAAGAUAUGGAGGUGUGGUUCUGUAACUGUAAACAAACGAAAACACGCCCAUUUUGUGACGGUUCACAUCGUGAAGUUAGUGAAAAGCUCAGAAAAGCUUCUGAAGAAGAGGAGAAAAAAUAG
Molecule: messenger RNA, 492 nt
Organism: Brugia malayi
Lineage: Eukaryota; Metazoa; Nematoda; Chromadorea; Rhabditida; Onchocercidae
Gene: Bma-cisd-3.1
Exons: 4
Coding region: 1-492 (163 amino acids)
Cellular component (GO): intracellular membrane-bounded organelle
Molecular function (GO): 2 iron, 2 sulfur cluster binding
Source: RefSeq, a predicted model, not a curated record